AUUCGACGAAACAGCAGAUGAUAGAAUCAAUCGAAAGAAGAUGGAAGUCUGAAGCCAAUUUCGGACAGUUCGCACCGACUUUUCGGACAACACCGAGGCCGGUGGCUGCUCAGAGAAUGAGGAGGUGCGAGGGUGGCUAGGAGCUCUGCAGACGGACACUUUGAAACGCGAAAUGGCGGAUGGAGAGUUCGUUUUGGCCGCACUUUCGAUUCGGGCCGAAGAGGACUCUAAGCGGGCAGCGACGAAGGCCGCCUCUGGCGCACUCGAGACGACUGACGAUGACUGCUACCACAACACCCGCUUCAAGUUCCUUCCCCUGGAGGUGGUCACCAAGAUCCUCGAAAAGUGCGACUACCAAAUGAUCUUGUCGUGCGUCGAUGCCUUUUACGAGGCCAAAAUCGUAGACGCUGACCAUUUCUUCUGGAAGCGGAAAUUCAUGAUUCUCCUUCAUGAAUACGGAUUUCAAGUGGACGACUACAAAACCUGGUUCAACGAAGAUCUCGAUUUCAAGCAGGCGUGCUACCGACUGAGCAAGAUCUUUGAACCAAACGAUUUCUCGUUUGCGAAUUGCAGCAUGUGCAAACGCUUCACCUGUCUGCAAGGCUGUCUCGAGGACCAUUGCGUCAAAUGCGUGGUGGACUUGGGCAGCAAGCUGAGCUGGGUGAUGACACCGAGCAAUGAGCUCAAGCGUCACCAGACUAUCCUCAGCCUGCCGAGAGUGGUCAGGUGUUCUGAUUGCGACGCCCUGGUAACAAACACUUACUUCGCCGCGAGCUCGCCCUGCAAAUGCACCGAAGGACAACAGUACAAAUUUGAGGUAUAUAACUCGAUAGCUAGCUCAGUGGGUCGAGCAGGUCGCUUUGAGUACCGCAGCCAGGAUUUGGACUCUGGGGUGACGACGUGCUGCUUGUACUGCAAGCACCGCGUCUUCUUGGUCAGCUCGACAGGGCUGGAGUGCCACCUGAUGCGCGAGUGUCAUCAGGAGGACUCGACCGUGGGCGCUCGCCCCGCCCCGGAGGAGGUGGCCGAAAUUUGCAACGGCUUCUGCCUGGAUAGCGCGCAGCAAAUGAAGAUGCGCUGCAUGGACUUCGUCAGCCCUGAAUUGGCGCUUCGGCAGGGCGGCAGCAAACUGAACGUGACCAAGGCGUUCCUCAGGCACCUGAUCACACCCGCCGAUAAUCUGGAAGACAUUAGAAAGCCAAAUUACGUGCUUUUCUUCUGCGAGGCACUCAAUCUCGAUCCGGAGGUGCGCAGGCAGAUGCUGGAAUUUUUCUUCAUGGAAUUGAAACUUAGCAGGGUUUGCAUGGUGCCAAAGCCUUUGGCAGUGAGUACAGAACGCGGUCUGGAAACGUGCAUCGUGGUCGACUCUGGUGCCCUCAACACCGUCGUCGCCGUGGUCAUCAAAGGGAAAAUUGUCAUGGAGCGUUGCCGCGAGCUUCCCGUUGGAGGAAGACAGAUCGCUGAGUCCCUGCACAUGGCCCAUGCCUGUGAUGAUGCAAGUCAAGAGAUUCCAGUUAGCAGUUUGGACAGUGCGGAGGUGAAGGAGCAGUGUCGUCUGAGCUACAAUCUCGCGCAGGAAGAGCAAAGCGAGUGUACAGUCCGAUGCGAGUCAAUUUGGGUGCCUGCACCCAACCGCAAAAAUAUGCGAAUGAAAAGCUGGAAACCAAUUAAACUAGGGAACGAAAUCUACAGAGCACCUGAGUACAUGUAUGUCCAGCUGAAUUUGCCACAGGUCAUCGUCGACGUCACUAUUGGCCUGCCUGAGGAUAUUUUAAAGGAUUGCUUGAGUCACAUUGCAUUGACAGGAGGAAACACAAGCUUGAACGGAUUUGACAGUCGACUGAAGAGAGAUUUAUGCGAAUUGCUACCCAAGUACGAAGCCAUCAUUGAAACUGCAAGGGCUGUCGGCUCUAGGAGCUCUGACGCAGCAGUUGGCGCCACUUUCAUCCCUUUUCCUCUCAAGCACGAGCCAGUACCUCAGCAAGCAGAGCCAGGAAGCGCUUCGUGGAUCUCGAGGGAUGAGUUCAUAUUCUUUGGGGCCAACCUGCUGUGCUAGAAGCUCUCUAACAAAUCGGGAGGAAGAAGCAAAACCAGAAUCCUCCAGCACAACCGCUUGGCAUAAUUCUCUUGUUAAAAUGAUAACUCGAGUGACCUGAUGAAACUUAUAGGAAUUCGUUUCGAAAUCACAAAGAGGCGAUAUUUUCAAGCCGAAUGUUUGUUAAACGAAUGACUACGCACUGUGUAAGUUAGUAACUUAGCGAGACCGAUGGUGCGCAGCAAAUUGAUUACUGUUUAAGCAUUCAUGUCCUUCUCUUCUAACCUUGUAGCUGCAACUUAGAAGCUGGAAUCAAAAUUGGAACAUUUUUGAAACGUUUAGAGGGCGCCGCUCCACUCGGCGCGGCGCUGACUAUUAGACUUACCUGGUAGGCUUUAAUGGAAAACGUUUUCCAGCCCAAUAACCAAUCUAAUUAUUACUCAUUACGAUGGAUAAAAAACACUUAAACACACACACACACACUCACUCAUUACCUGCUAUACUGGAAGGGAUGAACAGACAAAACAGCAAGUAGGUGUCAACAGCAAAUAUUAUUGAGCACUACUAGCUGAAAUCGAAGGUAGAUUGGACGGAAUUUGUAGCGUUAAAAUCUUUAGUGACCUUUUUAAUGAUCGCUACUGCCAAGAGGCUGGAAAAUAACCAGUUUGAAGCCAGGAAAAGGGAGCGCUUCCCUAUUUAUCGUUUUUUCAAAAUACCCUGAAUCCAGUCUUAAGAAUGUAAGACGGACUUUAACUCUUGAUUAAAUAGAGAUUUAAUCUUUUAAUUUUUGCUAAACAACGUAAGUUUUGAUUCUAAACUUUUUAAUUUUCAUAAUAGACUCAGGUCAAAAGUCAAUUUCACCUCUUUAAGACUUUGAAAAUAUCAAUUCUAUUGGAUUAUUCAUGGUUGAUUUUUUUUAUAAGUUCAGGGCCAAAAUUCAGUUCGUAUCCAAUUUUUGUAAGCACUCAAUUGCUUAAGGUUGGAGGUCCUGUAUUACCUUUUUGCCAUACAUCCUGUGUACUACCUUUUUAAUCAGCCUGUUGGCUCGCAUUGUUAAGGCAUUCUCAGGAGUACCAAGGAAAUGGAGAUAUUCAAGCAUUUCUGGGAUCUAAUAUUAAAGCUGCCUAAUGUCAGUGAUGGCAAAAGGUGCUUUAUUGUUAGUAAAGUGACUCAAAUUGCUUAAAUAGCUCAACGGGCUGGGAGGCGCACCGGCGCCGACUCGCCACUUGCUGGUUUUCGCACCUCUCCAGCGGCUUAAUGGACAAAUGUCUGGCGUUUCAAUUAAAGACCUCGGUGCGUGGAGGCGAAAAGAUGGCCACAUUGGGCCCAAGCUCCUCUGCAACUACUCAGGCCCCGUGUUAUCCGCUCGGUGGUGAUAUUUGGACCUAGUGAGCUCGUUGCCCACGGGAUGUUCUGAGCAGAGGUUCUAAAACUAUAAAUAAAAAAUAAGGUGUAUCCAACCUUCAAGGUCCGAUUCUGACGUGACCUUGAGGGUCAAAAAACAAUAAAAUACCUAAAUAUUUGAGUUUGGUGUCAUUUAAUAGGUUUUUCGUUCCUGUGGAAUAAAUUUUAUGUCAAAAUUUAAAGGUUAUUCAUCUUGUUAAAUAUUUCCUUUAAAAUUAUGAUUUAUACAACACUAAACUAUAAAUUCGGACCCUAACAUUUCUGUCUUCAAAUUAUGUGUCGAUUCGAAAAUUCCGUCCAACUACCCUCGAAAUUGGCUUGAAUCAGCUCCAUUAUUAUUAUGUGAUCGUUGUAUAACGAAAUUAAUUUUUAGUUUUAGUGGGAGCUGUGAGUAGAUUUUUCUUUGGGUGCUGUUCAGGUACUCUUAAGUUGAGAAUCCGCAAAGGAUGACCGAACAGUCGCCUGCUGUUUAGUUGAUUUUUUUGUAUCAAUUAUUGCCUAUCGAUGAAGUACAAAGUGGAGUGAAAAGAAUUGGGAAGUAUCACACGAAAGCAACACCAAUUAAAACAAAGUUUUUGCGCGCCGCGAUUUCCCCUCCAAGCGGCGCGUCCUUAUUAUAUAAUUAUUAUCAUGCAAUUGUAUCUAAUACACAAAACACCCAAGCGUCAUUUAAUCUCGUAAUAAUUUCUGUUAUUAUUAUUUUACAUUUCUCCAACUGUGGCCAUUAAUGUUAGAUAUUCCUGGGUAUUGUACCGGACCAUGCACUGUGAAAAUGAGUUUUGAUACCGUGUGGGUUUCUAUGCCUUACGUUUUCCUUCCUAAAUCAUUUGACCUCUUUUAUUCUUGUGAUGAUUAAAUUUCCAACUCCUCUCUAACUUCAAAAUUUGAUGGAAAAUAUGAUUGAUAGCUGAUAACCUGCGUGAGCAGCUUAUGUGAGUCAAACGGAUUUGAUUGGGCGUUGUUGUGACAGUUUUUCAGUGAUGCUAAAAUUAUUACAAUGACUAUUUUUGGAGGUCUCAGCCAGCCAGCCCCCGUAAAUUUGGCAAAAAGUAAAAGGAGGAAAAAUUGGCCUCCAGUCCUUAAGGCCGGUCACUAAGCACUUCUAUAAAGUUUGUCUGCCGCGCUAGCCGCAGGCAUAAUUACGUAGCCUCUGCCUUAAAUUACGAAAUUACGCGGCUGAGACCUCUCGACUAUUUUAAAUUAAAUGUGCAAAAUUAAAUUUUCACUUAAAAUUGAAAAAAAACUGUCAUCACGCCUAAUUUUGUUAUUUUGAAAUUAUCUCUUUUGUUAUUUUUCGGUUUAAGAAAUGUAUGGAAUAUUUUAAAAUCGACUUUUGAUCUAGUGUUAAAUACAAACAGAUGCAUGCAAUUAUGACCUGCAUGCGUGCAGAUAUUUUUUAUCAGCGUUGACUGAAGUAAACAAAAGUACCCCCGCCCCCGAUUUAUAUUAAUAAUUAACCCUUACCCACCCUCUUUCAAAUAUCUUUGAAAACAAAUUAUAUCCAUGAUAAAUAUAAAUAUUUUGUGGUAUAAAUUCCUAACAUUUGCUUGAAUAAGGCAACGGAAAUGAAAAAAAAUAAUAAGCCAGCUGUAUGUCACGGUAUAUUUAGUUUUAUUAAUCGAUAUGAAUACGAAAUAAAUCUGUAGCUCUGUGUCACCUUUCUGUUCGCAAAAACUAAUAAAGGAAAAUUACAAAAUGAA
Molecule: messenger RNA, 5139 nt
Organism: Cloeon dipterum
Lineage: Eukaryota; Metazoa; Arthropoda; Insecta; Ephemeroptera; Baetidae
Exons: 8
Coding region: 173-2056 (627 amino acids)
Source: RefSeq, a predicted model, not a curated record